AUGAUGGCAAGUAAAAGCAAAGCGGAUGCUCUUGUUAACGGUCAGUUAGAGGAGAGACCGAGGAUGGACACGAAGCAGGUUAUCAUCUUCGGACUUUUUCUCGUGCCCAUAUGGACGAGCAAAACGAACCGGUGCUAUGAUUACGACGAACUGAAUGAGGCAGCAGAGAGGAAGCUAAGGGCCCAUUACCCGCAGCCUCCGGAGCCUUCACCUACGGAGGCAGCUGACUCACCUGCUUCGUGUCCCGUGGCGUUUUACCAGCAGCAGCGGCCUCAGCACAUCAGCGACAGAUCCCUGUCCCCCUGGAGAUACAUACUUAUAACCAAGAAGGAUCACUUUCCCCCCACCUAUGCUGAGGCUCAAUGCCUGUGUUCAGGAUGCAUUCUGAUCCAGGACAUGAAUCCCCCAGUGGAAAGCCAUGACUACAACUCAGUCCCCAUAAAGCAGAGCAGGGUGUUUCUCAAAAGGGAGCUCUGUAAUGAUGGAAAGAAAUACCAUUUGAAGCCAGUUACUGUGAAAGUAGCUGUGGGCUGUACCUGCGCCAGAGUUACCUCUUUCUAG
Xiphias gladius (swordfish) is the source of this 561-nucleotide messenger RNA. It is a transcript of the gene il17c, whose product is annotated as interleukin 17c. The record is from RefSeq and is a predicted model, not a curated record. NCBI's taxonomy places the organism in Eukaryota, Metazoa, Chordata, Actinopteri, Istiophoriformes, Xiphiidae. Gene Ontology annotation, biological process: inflammatory response. Gene Ontology annotation, cellular component: extracellular region. Gene Ontology annotation, molecular function: cytokine activity.